Messenger RNA from Cladocopium goreaui, 2425 nucleotides. The record is from the annotation of a GenBank genome assembly. Lineage: Eukaryota; Dinophyceae; Suessiales; Symbiodiniaceae.
AUGGCUCGAUCUCCUCAAGAGAAGAAACAGGCGUGGUUUACCUGGUUAUUUGAUUUGGUCGACCUCAGCUCUGACACGGCCAUCCCUGUGGCUCCAUUUCACUGGGCCCAUGCCAACUUGGGCUCACUUCGUAACCUUUUACUAAGGGCUGUGGAGGCGGAGUUGCAAGCUGCUCUGAACGCAGCCGGUGUCCGGCGUGCCAAGUUUUCUGCAGCUCGUGCAACUGAACCUGAAGUGAUGGGGCCGAAACGAAAGAAGAAAGAAGAUGUGGUUGCACCAGAGAAAGUCACACCUGAUGCGAAGCAUCCAAGACCAGCUGAUGGUGAUGAAGAAAUGAAAGAUGAACCACCUCCCCGAAACCUUCUUGGUAGCCUAGACGAUGCUGCAGGGGAAGACUGCGACACGAUGGAUCGCCCCGAAGCUACUGGCGUCACUACUGCAGACACCGUGGACAAGAGCCCCGAAGAUUUCACCAAGAUGUCAACUCUGAGUAUGUCACCGGGGAUGAUGGACAAUAUAGCGGAUACUCUGAAGGCUGCUUCCUCUUCAGAAGCUCUUGUUGCUACGCCUAGCCCUUUGGAACGGCCUGCAGCCCCGCCCACCAUUGUUGCUGAUGAGGCACGGCCAGUGGACAUCGCGAAGGUGAAAGAGGAUCUUGGUGGCGAUGGAAUCGUUGUGCCAGUGGCCACCCCAACACGUGCGAUGCUGCAGUACUGGCAGCGAUGGAAAGUACCAAAAAACUCGAGCGGAUCAAUGUCGACUUCCACGUUGAUGUACACUCCAGCGAGCAACCCUGUUUCUACAGCACCAGCACCAGGGUUGACCGACCCUGCACCCGAAGCAACUCAUGUGGCAUCAGCCCCAAGCUUUGCAGCAGCAGCAUUGCCAGCCCCAGCCGAACCCGUUGCCGAAGCACCAGCUCCCAGCUCUGCACCACCAGCUCCCAGCUCUGCAGUGGCAACAUCCCCUGCCCUGUCAGCAUCAACUUUGCUUGAUGAUCCCAAAAGUCCUGAUGUUAUCGUGGUUGAAUCAGUAUCCCCUGCAUUUGGUUCAUACCACCCUGAUAACCAGCUAGGAUUAGAAGACACAGCACCAGCAGAACCAGCAGCCACACCGGUUGACACCCCUGCAGAAGCACCUGUGUCAGUUGAGCCAACCCCUGGAGCAACUCCGAAAGCACCCGAGACAUCAGCGGGCACACCCACCGCGACCCCCAGUGACGUGGCAGCUGCACUGAAACGGGCAACAACAGUGGAUUUGUUACCACCCACUGCCCCACCAGGCAGUGUUGCAAGCGGGGUGCCAAGCGAGGUGCCAAGCACGGUGCCAGCGGGCAGUGGCGUCGUGCCAGAGACGACGAAGGACAUACCACCAAAUGGAUCUGCAGCAGCAAUUGCCUAUAGACGAAGACGAGCUUGGAAAGCCAGAUUCCAUAGAACUGGUACAAGCCCAAACACGCCGGAUGUGGUAAAGGAGAAGUUCAAGGAGGUGCAAGCUAGCAAAAGCAAUUUGGAGUGGGACAAACUGUUUGAUCAAUGGGUCGCUUGCGGUGAAAACUGGUGGAAGUCAGAACUGUUUAUGGAAUCCAAAUCCACGAAAGAAGUUGCCCGAAUGGGAAAAUGGAAGACCAUGUCCCGGGCAGACCUCCUCGAAAAGUACCACCAUGAUGCUACGCUUGUGGAUGACCUAAUCAGUCGGAAAACGGACGACAAACUCUUUGAGAGCAACCCUGAUUUCCCCAAGAGAGAGGACCUCCGAGUCUACUGGUGCUGGGAUUCCAGCAUCGAGACCGACCGAGAUGCCCGGUUGAAUUCCAUUGGCACCAGAUCUUCUGGCGCAUUGGAUUGCUCCACAGCCUCAAGUUUGCAGUCUGCUCCCUUGGCAGCAUCAAUGACUACUGGAUCUACUGGAUUCUUGCGUUCAGCUGGAGGAGGGACCCCUGCUGCACCAGCCAAGCCAGCCAAGCCCGAACCAAAACCAAAAUCGAGUAAGCCACCGAAAGCAAAGACGGCCUCACAAGAGGCAACAAAGGUGAUGAAGGAUGUGUCCAGCGCCAUCCUAGAGUGCAAGAGUUGGAAGAACAAGUUGGAAGCUGCUGGUGCGCCAGCGAACAUGAUUCAAGCCCUGGUGAACGAUUGCAAUUCGCAUUUGUCUAGCAUGGAGAUCAGUCGACAGACCCUUGAAGGUGCUGUUGCACAAGGGGAAAAUGAUGAUGAACUUCGUGCAAAGAGUGCUGAACUUGCCAAACACUUGGCAGAUUACAAAAAUGCAGCAAAGCACUGCAGAAAGCACUGUGCCCCCCCAAAGCAGCCAAAGAGCAAGGCUGCUCCAGCCGCGGGGGCAACAUCUUGAGCUGCCUCGUUUUGACAGUUGGAACGCUGUUCUUAGAGCUAAGGGAGCCAUGGCCGGCCAUGGCAAAACUGCG